AUGCAUGUAGAAUGGAAAUAUUGGUGUCGUCUGUGUGCUAGUGCUGAUGGGAAUGCAACAGUUGUGUUCAAGAAUAAGGAUCGUCUUCUGCCAGACAAAAUUUUUAAGUAUUUGUCUAUAUUGAUUGAGAAUCAAGAUGUGUUACCGCAGUCAGUAUGUGAAAGCUGUGUGAAAAAGAUUGGUUCAUUUGAUCGGUACGCAGAUCAGUGUCUUCGUGUACAAAGUAUGUUUAAAACUAUGAUUGAGGAAGCGGACGGCGCUGAUGCCAAAGCCGGCUUCGUUAGUCAAGAAUCCCCGAAUGAAAGUCAAGCUGUUUUGCCGUCCCACGAGUUGCAGGAAAGUGACAGCAAGGAAAAUAUAGCUGUUGAAAAUAAUCAGCAGCUCCCAGUGGAGAGCAGUACUGAAGUAUUACCAAAGAAACCAAAAUCUAAGCCUUUGCGCAAGAAAAAUGCUAAUAAGGCUCCCCUCCUAACCACUGCACAUUCAAAAAAAAAUACAAAGCACACAAAGAGAAAAGGAGAAAACGAUUUUCAGAGGAGAGUGAGUAUAAGACUGAAGAAUGUUACUCAAGCUCAAAAUGAAUUCUCUACAGUAAGUGAUAUUGAAGUGAAAGAAGAAGAUAGGCCUGCUGAUGAAGCAAAAAAGGAUGUAAUUACUGUCCCUAAAAAGAGAAGUCGAUCUGGAAAGACCCUUGUAGGUGCAGCUAAGAGGAAGGCAAAAGUACCUCGUGUGGUUAAACCAGAGUGCGCGAAGCUGUUGGAAGAGAAAGCUCCAGGCACAAAAAACACCAUACCAUCCAAUCCAUCCAGUAACGAAAUGAUCACUGAACCUGUGAAGGUAGAAGAAACAGAUGCCCCAGAGGAAAACAGCUGUCCAGGGACACCAUCUGCAGAACAAGAAGACAGAUCUGAAGUUGACAAGCCAGAUACAAGCUUUGAUGCCUUUGGUGAUAGACCAGAUGAUGAUAGUAGUGAUGAUGACAGAGAUGAUAAGACUGAUAAAGAAAAAACUGAUCAAGAGAAAACACCUACAUUCAGGUGGGAGUGCCACGUGUGCCACGAAGUGCUUGCCAACUGGAAUUCACUUGCUGUCCACUGCCGUCAGGUGCAUGAUGUGCAGGCACAAGUCGUCUGUAUUUGUUCCCAAGUGUUAUCAAAUCGAGGUUCAAUCAUAAAGCACAGGCAGCUUCACACUGAUUCUUUUCAGUACAGAUGUGAUAAGUGUGACAAAGCAUUCUCCCGCAAGUCACUGUAUGACCUACAUGUCUUAUCACACGUGCCAAAGGAGCAACAACCAUUUGUAUGUUGUAAGUGUGCCCGUCGUUUCCACUGUGAGGCACUACUGAGGCACCAUGAGCGAGUUCACCUACCUCGGGAAGAGAGGCUCAUCUACCCAUGUAGUGUCUGCAACAAAAAGUUCAGCAGCAGGUCUAAUGUAUCUUCCCAUUUAAAAGCUGUUCACUUUGGCGAGAGGCCAUUUGUGUGUGAACAGUGUGGUCACAGUUUCACAUCAAAAGGGAUUCUGCAGGAACAUUUAACAAUCCACAGUGAUGAAACACCAUUUCGGUGUACGAAGUGCAAAAAGAGCUUCAAAACAAAAUACCGACUAAAAAUUCACAUGGAUACACAUCGUGAAACACCGUACCAAUGUCCCAUGUGUCCUCACCAGUUAUCGACACGUCGCACAUUACGUACACAUCUGCUUAUUCAUAAGGAUAUCAGAGCUUAUCAGUGUGCUACAUGUGGCAAAGCCUUCAGACGCCCAAAGGAUCUCAAGAACCACCAUAAUCUUCACACUGGACUAAGGCCGUAUACGUGUAUGUUUUGCCCCAGAACAUUUGCAAAUGGUUCCAACUGUCGUGCACACAAAAGAAAAAUGCAUCCGGAAGAACUGAGAGUAUACGAAGAAUCACUGGCUGCGGCAGCAGCUGCUGCUGAGGAUGAUGGUUCUGGAACCAGUGAAGCCACCACACAGACUCCAGGUGCAACAACACCUGCUCCUCCUACAUUAAUCUCAUCAGAGAGUGCCAUGGUGAAUUCAGAAACACUGUCAGGGCUGAAUGCAAAUCCUGUGUUACAGAAUUCUUCAUCCGGAAGGCCGCAGGCUGGUAACAUCAUUGUUUCAGUGCCCUCUUCAGAGUAUGGGAGGCCAGCUGUCUUUGAAACAAAUGCUAUCGUUAGUUCCUGUGUCAAACCGUCAACUGUUAACAGUGUUCCCCAUUUGUUGCCUCAUCAGAGUGUGAUUCCUACCUCAAAUUCAGAUUAUGGUAUCUCUUCUACUGGCAUGAGCAAUGCGAGCCAUGUAGCAGUGGGACCUGUAAUUUCACAUACUGACCAUAGUGUAAACACAAUAACACCCAUGAUGGCUCUUUCAGCAGCAUCUAUGGUAAGGGUCAAUGAUUCUUGCAGAAACCCUAAUCAAAUUCCAAGAAACGAACAUAUGUCAGCUGUCGAAGAUGGCUCUGCAGACAGAAACAUGUCAACUGUGAACCCCAACCUCACAAGACGUGGCAUGACUGCAGUAGACAUACUGAAUUCGCAUGGCCUUACUACCAUAACUCCUCUGAAUCUAAAUGUGUCUGAAGUGCAUGCCAAUCGUUCACAGCAUAUUCCAGAAUCUCCGUCAGUGACUGAUGAAGAAGCGAGUUACCUUACAGGAACAAGGAGGACGGAUUCUUUUGCAAAUUCCCGGCACCAUCUGCAAAAUUUGAAUCCAAAUAUUCAGAUCCAUCAUCAGGAACAACAUCACGGCCUGGGACAUGUUGGUCGCGCUCUUCCUGAACCUGCAGCACUGAGCAGAAUGCAACAUACUCAACACUCUGGUGCUGUUUCCAUGGACUCUGUGGCCCCUUUGCAGGUACAAGGAUAUUCAACACUCAAUCAUUUGUAUCAUCAUGGUGAUGCAAUGCCUUCAGCUGUAGCCGCUGCAAUUGCACACAGCGGCACUGUUGCCGUGCCAGCUUUCCCAGGGAAUCCUUAUGUCCAUCAUAACAUAGGGUAUGCAAGGAGUGGAAAUAUGUAAAUCAUAAACACUAUGCCUGUGUGAUUCUAGUGUAGAAAAUUAGCUUAACAAAGACAGUGUGGUUUCCUGUGAGUUGUGUGUUCCUUCAUGUGGGCUUAUGUUGUAAUAGAGAUGUAUUUUUUGCCCAAACAUUUUUAAUAACCACCUUUUGGUGGAGAUUUGUGCAUUGUAAAAUCAGCUCAGUCAUGUUUCACCUAUAUAUGUAAUCUCUUUGUUAUUAAGCAUUUUCAUCUCCAUCCAUAUCAUCAUCAUCAUUAUCAUCAUCAUCAUAAUUGUCCUCCUAAA
Messenger RNA from Schistocerca nitens (vagrant locust), 3306 nucleotides. RefSeq lists its product as uncharacterized. Gene Ontology annotation, biological process: regulation of transcription by RNA polymerase II. NCBI's taxonomy places the organism in Eukaryota, Metazoa, Arthropoda, Insecta, Orthoptera, Acrididae. The record is from RefSeq and is a predicted model, not a curated record. Gene Ontology annotation, molecular function: DNA-binding transcription factor activity; zinc ion binding; RNA polymerase II cis-regulatory region sequence-specific DNA binding. Gene Ontology annotation, cellular component: nucleus. The transcript is spliced from 9 exons. The coding region runs from base 1 to 3021 and encodes 1006 amino acids.